AUGGAAAUGGAAGACGCCAAUGUAGUAAACAUUAUUUUAAAUAAUCUUGAAAAUGCGUACGAUGAAAGUUCUUCCUCAGAUGAAGAUGAUGAACUUCUUAUUCGUUUGGUCAAAUACAAAAUUCCUAAGAUAGAACAUUUUAUAGAUGAUGUUGUGAAUAAACUAAACGAUUGUUUGUUUAAAAGCCAUUUUCGCAUGAAUAGAUCAUCAACAAACAAAUUAGUUGAAAAAUUUGGAAGUUCUUCGUUUUACCCCAAGAGUGUGGCAGGACAGAAAUCGGUCAGUUCAGAGAACCACAUACUGUCUUUCUUAUGGUUUGCUGGUAACAAAUGUUGUCUGCGUGAUGUCUCCCAAAGAUUUGGAGUUGGCAUAGCAUCACUGCAUCGACAAUGUGAUCGUGUGAUGGAGUUUCUAGUUAGCAUAGCCCCUCAAAUAAUUACAUUUCCUACAGGAGACCUACAAAAGUUAAGCAUGGCUAAGGAAUUUGAGAAAGUGAGCUUACCAGUUUUCUUAAACUAUUGCACAGAUAUACCCAUUAGAACACCAGUACACAAAAUUAAAUCAACAUAUGUUAAUCGACAUGAUAUUCCUUCUAUAAAAUUGCAAGCUGUAUGUGAUUAUAAAAGACGAUUUAUGCACAUUUUAUCAGGUGCACCUGGAAAAAUUCACGAUGCACGUUUAUUAAAAUUAUCAAAGAUAAGAGACAAAUUAGAAGUUUUAUGUGGACAUGAUUACCACAUACUUGGUGAUUCUGCUUAUGCUCUAAGAACAUGGCUGUUAACACCAUUUAGAGAGUAUGACUUACACGACAAUAGAAAUAAAAAUUAUAACAAAAAAUUUAGUGCCACAAGGGUACUGAUAGAAAAUGCAUUUGGCAUAAUGAAAAAUCGUUUUCAACAACUUCAAUGUGUCCAGAUCCACACAGUAAAUCGUAUUACGAAAUUUAUUACAGCUUGUUGUGUGUUACACAAUUUAUGUAUAGAAUGGAAUGAUAAUCUAGAAAUGGAACAUUUCGAAAUUGAUGACUUUGCAGCGCACAACGAGGAAACCGAAGACAAUGAUACUAAACUACGACGUUGUGGCGAAAGAAAACGUAAUUAUAUUAAGGGAAUAUUGUAA
Molecule: messenger RNA, 1119 nt
Organism: Photinus pyralis (common eastern firefly)
Lineage: Eukaryota; Metazoa; Arthropoda; Insecta; Coleoptera; Lampyridae
Product: putative nuclease HARBI1
Exons: 4
Coding region: 1-1119 (372 amino acids)
Source: RefSeq, a predicted model, not a curated record